CCGCCAAAAACCUUCUCCUCUAUCAUCUCCAUCUCAGAGUCCACCUCACUUUCACUCUCUCCUAUAACACACACACAGACAAAACCACCAAGAAAUGAUAUUUUCUGUCUUAAACUCAAAACGUUAAUCACUUCAAAAAACAACACAUCAAUCCCAUCUAAUGGCUUCAAUCAAGCCAUCUUCUCGCUAUGCCAAUGCCACAUUUUCUUCCAUAGAUUCUUCCCCCUCUUCCUCUACCGACCUAACCCCUCAAACCCACAACCAGCGCAAUCACCACCCCUCUAAAAUCUCAUCACGCGCUCUCACGCGCCCUCAAGCUCCAUCCACUACGCGCCACAAUUUAGGCUCUUUAGUCAAGAAAUACGUGGAGCACAAAUCCGUGUCAUCAUCUUCUAAAUUAAAUCGGAAAGGAGAAUUAAAAGUGGCGGAUUUUGUAGCGGAAGAUUUAAAGAAGACGGCGAAAAGGGGUACUGGUUUGAGUGCUCUGCAUAAGAAGCUGUUUAAAGGAGUGAAAAGAGAAGAAGGUAGUGAGAAGAAAAAGGCGUUGAUUGAAGUCAAAGGGAAUACUAGGACUUUAGCUAUGGUGCUUAGAAGUGAGAGAGAAUUGUUGAGUAUGAAUAAGGAGCAAGAGGAUCAAAUUGUUGAGCUCAAAUUGAUGCUUGAGGAGAAAAACAUAGAGGUUGAGAAGCUAAAGGAUUUGUGUUUGAAGCAAAGGGAAGAGAUAAAGUCGCUGAAAAACUCCAUACUAUUCCCAGAUGUAAUGAAUUCUCAACUUCAGGAAUUUUUGGAGAAGCAGGGCUCAGAACUCAAGCAGGCAAAGCAGCUUAUACCAAGUCUUCAAAGGCAGGUCACUUCUCUUACAGGCCAACUACAGUGCCUUGCUGUUGAUCUUGCCGAGGUUAAGGCAGAUAAGUACUCUAUAAGAGGGUGUUAUGAUUCUCUUAGUAGCUCCCCAAGGACACCAGAUUACGAUCAAGAAGAAGCAGCGUAUUCUCUGGAAUUCAGUUCUGAACCUACAAUUCCCGGAAGUCCAGAUGACAUGCUUCUCAAGGACUUAAAUCCGUGCUUAACGCCUUAUUCUACCAAGACGAAGUCCGAGGAAUUUGAGUUCAAUUCUCCAGAUGACAAGAACUUGUUUAAAAACAAUAUACAAGUGUACCAUGAGACUAGCUAUAGCUGCAAUUCUUGUACAAGCAAAGUAUCGAAAAGUUCAGAGUGUUGUCAACGUUCAAAGGCAGCGAAAAGUUCAGUUCGUGCAGCUCGCAGAUCUGAUGAAAGUAAAUACACAUACAUAAAGCAGAUCCAUAAUAAGUUCUAAGGCUCAACCAACAUCCCCACUCUCAACUUCCAAUAUUAUGUAGAAAACAAUCUUCUUAAGCUUAC
Nicotiana tabacum (common tobacco) is the source of this 1383-nucleotide messenger RNA. RefSeq lists its product as uncharacterized. Lineage: Eukaryota; Viridiplantae; Streptophyta; Magnoliopsida; Solanales; Solanaceae. The record is from RefSeq and is a predicted model, not a curated record.